This is a messenger RNA of Oncorhynchus keta (chum salmon), 2104 nucleotides long. RefSeq names its product ring finger protein 215 (gene rnf215). The transcript has 10 exons. Bases 192 to 1289 code for a protein of 365 amino acids. Gene Ontology annotation, molecular function: frizzled binding; ubiquitin protein ligase activity. The record is from RefSeq and is a predicted model, not a curated record. Lineage: Eukaryota; Metazoa; Chordata; Actinopteri; Salmoniformes; Salmonidae. Gene Ontology annotation, biological process: Wnt receptor catabolic process; negative regulation of canonical Wnt signaling pathway; ubiquitin-dependent protein catabolic process.
GAUGGCAGAUCUGCAAGCAAACGUCAACUCACAUCUCAGCUUCCUGUUCUACAGGAAGUAGUGUUCUUGCUUACAUUUUUGGGGUCCAAGCCAAAAAGUACAGUAACUUAGUUGGUUCUGUAAAAUAAUGGUUGACAGUUGAUAAGAUUAUUUAUUUUAUAAUAUUUUUAAUUUUACGCAUUUCUUCGGCCAUGUCUGCAAGCUGCUGCUAUUUUACCGUGGUGUUUCUGGUCUCGGCUCCUUCGUUCGUGUCGUGUCUGCUAGUUACGGGCGCUCAGGUCGCCUUGGUCGAGGUUCUGCUGAGAGAACGUCCAGAUGUCAGCACCGUUCUACAAGGCGAAGUGCUCGAAGCGAACUGGGAAAGCAGCAGCGUACCCGAAAAACACAAUCAACAACAAGAGCAUGAUCUCGAAGGGGACCUCAUAUUAGUGCAGGAUGAGGAGCCGCAGGUGAGCCAGGAUAAAGGUGGGGGUGUCCAAGCCAAAGACCAGGAGCCCUGGAUAGGUGUGGUGCCUGUCAAAGUGGAGGAGAGCAAAGCUUCCACUGCUGGGAACAGCCAGGAAUCCUUUGCUGCUGCCGUUGUCAAUAAAAUGAAACGAGCCUUGGUCCUGGGGGCUUCUGCACUCAUCAUCCUAGCCCUCAAUCAGAACACUAUCAGAGAGAUGGAUCUGUCCCAAGUCCUCUCUAAGCCAGUCAUUGUGAUCCAGACAUCAGAAAAUGUUACCAAGCUUAUCGGAGCACUCCUCAGGGGCCUUCAUGCUACUGUGAAAAUCACAUACAAGACUAUUCUACAGGACAACUUGGGGGCCACCCUGACGUUGUGGUCCACGUGCGGUCUCUCCAGAGGCGGUCUGUAUGGAGAGUGGCAGGGGGUCAUCUGCACCGGAGAGACCAACUCGCAGGUCCAGAAGUACCUGCAUCAGCUGUGGAACACGGUCCUACUGGUGGCUCUGAUCCUCUGUACAGGGGUCAUAGUUCAGGCUCGAUGGCAGUACCAGGACAACCAACUCAAUGACGACCUGGAGUUACCAAAACAGGACAUCCUGAAGAGACUGUCUUCCCUGAAGACCAGGAUGUACCGGCAGCCCAAACCGUGGUGUGACCCAGCGCAGCUAGAGACAGACAACUGUGCUGUCUGUCUGGAACAGUUCAACAACAACCAGUGUCUUCGCGUGCUGCCCUGCCUCCAUGAGUUCCACAGGGACUGUGUGGAUCAGUGGUUGCUCCUGCAGCACACCUGUCCUCUGUGUAAACGCAGCAUACUCAGUAACCUCUGUAGAGACAGCUAAUGGUAGCCUUGGCCCAACUCCUCACCCCACUGACCAGGGCCCAGUUUUUAAAAACUUUUAAUCUGUAUCAGAAUUUCGAUUCUGUAAUCCCCAUUUUUGCUAUCCAGGUUCAGAUCAAUCUGGCUGUUUUUGAGCCAGUUUUCAGAAAAAAAUCAGGAUCAUUCUGAUCCAGAUAACACAAUAUCAAGAUCACAGAAUUUGGAUUUUCAGUGUUUUGAACAGGCCUAAAUCUUGCCAUCUACUGGACAAAUUGUGGUACCACUUCUACACUGUCAUAGGGUAACAGAGAUGAGUGAACUACAUGAAUGGGGGGAUCAAGAUAAUCCCCGUUUUUGGCAUCAAAACUAUCCUAAUCAGUAUCUUUUAGAGUUUUGGCAUGAUUUAAAAAAUGACAUGAUUAAAGGUCAGAUUGGAUUACCAAAUCCUUAUCCGGGGGAUCAUAAUCACAUUUUUCAGUUACACUUUUGUAAUAAUUUUGAAUCCUGUCCGAUUCCGGAAUCCGAUCAGAUAACUUCUGAAAAGCUGGGCCCAGAACAUUGGGAUCUUGAAGUCUUGUAGUCUGUCGUGACUUGUUUUCAGUAGCAGUUCCAGACCUCACCUCUUCCUCCUGCACUGGAUUGUGGUCAGGGGAGCUUCUCCCAGCAGCUGGCCUUCUUAUUGGACAAUGUUGACUUCUGACCUUUUGUGGACAGCCAAUCCUGAAGCAGCUUCACUUAUGUGGUACUGUAAAACAAAUGUUACCGUACCGGUGUUGAAACAAACAGUACUUUCGUCCUGGGAUAACAUACUGUACAAUGACGUUACUCUAUUCUCUC